AUGAAAUUCUCACUCGCUUUUAUUGCCGCAAUUGCAGGCAUGGCAGCAGCGACCCCUAUCGCCAAGGGUGCUGAGCCUCCUAGCAUCUACCGUCGAGCGGAAGACACCGAACGUGGUGGGAUUCCUUGGAAGCGCGAGGAGGCCACUGAGCGAGGUGGCAUUCCAUGGAAGCGCGAAGAGGACACCGAACGUGGUGGGAUCCCGUGGAAACGUGCAGAAGACACCGAACGGGGGGGGAUCCCAUGGAAACGUGCAGAAGACACCGAACGUGGAGGGAUCCCGUGGAAACGUGCAGAAGACACCGAACGAGGCGGCAUUCCAUGGAAGCGCGCGGAAGAGACUGAGCGAGGUGGCAUUCCAUGGAAGCGUGAGGAGGACACUGAACGAGGUGGCAUUCCCUGGAAGCGUUCUCGAGGAGCUUAUUAG
This is a messenger RNA of Cladophialophora yegresii CBS 114405, 426 nucleotides long. RefSeq lists its product as uncharacterized. The record is from RefSeq and is a predicted model, not a curated record. Lineage: Eukaryota; Fungi; Ascomycota; Eurotiomycetes; Chaetothyriales; Herpotrichiellaceae. The coding region runs from base 1 to 426 and encodes 141 amino acids. The transcript has a single exon.